Ahaetulla prasina is the source of this 2159-nucleotide messenger RNA. It is a transcript of the gene QPRT, whose product is annotated as quinolinate phosphoribosyltransferase. Gene Ontology annotation, molecular function: nicotinate-nucleotide diphosphorylase (carboxylating) activity. The transcript is spliced from 3 exons. The record is from RefSeq and is a predicted model, not a curated record. Gene Ontology annotation, cellular component: cytoplasm. Gene Ontology annotation, biological process: quinolinate catabolic process; NAD+ biosynthetic process. Lineage: Eukaryota; Metazoa; Chordata; Lepidosauria; Squamata; Colubridae. The coding region runs from base 21 to 926 and encodes 301 amino acids.
GUGGUUUCCUUUUAGUCAUCAUGGCUUCCCACCCAAACCUCUCACACCUUCUCCCUGCUGCCCGAUUGCGUCAACUCGCCCGAGAUUGGUUGCAAGAAGAUGCUCCAAGCUUCGACUAUGGUGGCUAUGCCGUGGGCAACCAUCAGGUGUGCGCUGUGCUCUUCUGCAAAUCCCCUGGAGUCUUAGCUGGUUUCCCAUUCUUUGAAGCUAUCUUUGCCGAAGUCGGCUGCUCGGUGGAGUGGCUCCAAACUGAAGGAACCUGGGUUGAACCCGUCACCCGAGUGGCUCAAGUCCGUGGGCGUGCCAAUGACCUCUUGCUGGGUGAGCGAGUAGCUUUGAACUGUCUGGGACGCUGUAGUGGUGUUGCCACAUCAGCAGCAAAAGCUUGUCGGGAAGCACAGGAAGCUGGGUGGCAUGGAGAAGUCGCUGGGACAAGGAAGACCACGCCGGGGUUCCGUCUCCCAGAAAAAUAUGCACUUUUAGUUGGGGGAUCCUCCUGUCACCGCUAUGAUCUGGGAAGCCUCAUCAUGUUGAAGGACAACCAUGUCUGGGCCUCUGGCAGUAUUACACAAGCAGUUCACAAUGCCCGGCGGGUCGGUGGCUUUGCCCUGAAAAUAGAAGUGGAGUGUGGCUCCUUAGAAGAAGCUCUUGAAGCAUCAGGGUGUGGCGCUGAUAUUGUUAUGCUGGACAACUUUGCCCCUGAGGACUUGCAUCCUACAGCCAGCACCAUAAAGGCCUCCUUCCCCCAUGUCACCAUUGAAGCUAGUGGAGGAAUCACUGAGGAGAAUGUCUCACGCUUUGUGGGGCCCAAUAUUGAUGUGAUCUCCCUGGGUUGCCUUACCCAAUCAGCCAAAGUGGUAGAUUUCUCCCUCAAAAUCAGCCGGGAUCAGACUCCCAAGCCUCCAUUGCGCAAUUUCGUUUUCUGAGCUGAGACGGGACAGCCAACCAGUCUGAUUAAAAUAUUUGGGAGUUGGGUAGUUGAAGAGGUAACGGGCUGAGUUGCAUCUGCUGCUUAUUAACUGUGCUGAUCUAAUAUGAUGGGCAUUGUACUCCAAAGCUUCUGGAAGACAGGGGAAAUUUCUUGUACAGGGUUUGCCUGGUAAAACCUCCCUAGGGAUUUUUUUUUAAAAGGAUUAUUUUCUUUCAUAGGAUCAUUGAAACAGAAUCAGCAUCAGGAUUGAAUGGAGGGCAACUGGGUUUGCUGUCAUAACUUCUUCAGCAUAUGUGAUUUUUUUACUGCAAUAAAAUGUAUGUCAUUUCCUUUCCACUUUCUCUUAAUCUGUGCCUUGCAUGUCUGCUGCAAUCAAUUUCACUAAGCUGGCCAAAUAAAUCUUUUUUUUAAAAAUUCAGUUGUUCCAUUGUCAUUUGUCAAAGUUGCCAUGGCCACCAACAUCACCAUUGCUCUCGUCUUCAACCCCUUGUUUUCCCAGAGUUGAUGUGCAUCUGUACGCAUGUGCAAUCUCUGAGUUGUCCAACCUCGCACUUAGCUAAAUUGUGGUACUUUCUGUCUUCAUCACAUCUCACCUACUAGUCUAUUGCAUUCCUCAGCACUAUUACACACUUUCCAGGGCAAAUCACAACCAGGCAUAGCUGAAGGCUUCCUGGAAUUUUCUUCCAGACAAUGAAUUUGAGCUGAAACUUUAGAAAGUCUCAAAUCUAAUUCUCUGAAGAAUCCCCGCAAUGGCUUUCUCUUUCUUAAAAUUGUGGCAACCUUUGUGAAGCUAUUUAUUUAUAGAGAUAACUGUGUAAGUGAAGCAAUAUUAGGCCUGCUACCUGAGUUUAAAAUUUUUACAUGCCUAUUUUAAUCAAAUAACUCUUUAAAUUGAAUUAUAGAUUAAAAACAACUUGUUCUGAAUCCAGAAGUAGACAUUCUUUCCUUUUAGAUGAGUCUCUAGUACUAGCAACGUAAGAGGUGAUCUUAUCUCAUUUUCUUUUACAGAAGGAAUGAUCUUUUAAAAUUGUACUAAGGAUGUGUCUCAAAAAUAUUUUUUAACAAUUGUACUGGCCACACUAAAAACCCUGAGUUAAUUAAUUAAUGAUCGCAGUGCUAAAAGGAAGAAAAACAAUCACAUUCAGAACCUGAAGCUAAAUUAGUUUUAGAAAUGGAAAUAGGAGCACCAUUCAGAUCUGUGCUAAUAUUCUGUGGCCUAAGCAGACUG